This is a messenger RNA of Cryptosporidium muris RN66, 6105 nucleotides long. RefSeq lists its product as uncharacterized. Lineage: Eukaryota; Apicomplexa; Conoidasida; Eucoccidiorida; Cryptosporidiidae. The record is from RefSeq and is a predicted model, not a curated record. The transcript has a single exon. Bases 1 to 6105 code for a protein of 2034 amino acids.
AUGAUGAGUACUUCAGAUAUAUUCUUGUAUAAGGAAAGGCUAAGAUUAUUUAACUAUACAUUUUCUAUUCUACUUACUAUAGAAUUGUUACUUUUGACCUUUGUUGGAUGUCUACAUGAAACAAAUAGUUAUGAGACACCUAAAUCUGAUGAGUCGGAAAAUACAAAAUUCCUUAACUUUGAGAAUCUUUGGAAUUAUAAUAUAAAUGAUUAUUUGGAGUUAAAUAGAGGAUUAUCAGCCUCAACCAUGAUUUAUAAAAAGCAUUUGAAUGAAUUGCAGAAAAAAGAGCUGAAUAAGUAUCCUGGAAUUAAUGAUGAUCCUUAUUCUGAUAUAAGAGUAAUGACUAAUAGGAUGACUAUAUCUAAUAAUAUUCCAAAAAUGAUGGUAUAUGCAAAGACACCUUUAGUAUCAGUUCAAGAAGCUCGCAGAACAUAUCCUUUAAUGCAAUCACCAGAACAGAUGAGAUCUGAAGUUCCAAGACCUUUUCCUGAGGAACAAGUCUUAAAUGCUGAAUCUGGCAUAAUUUUAGAUAAAGUAAAAAAAAUAAUGAAGGUAGAACAUAGUGAACUAACCAAAAAUUUUAUCAGUUUGGCUUUAGAUUAUUCAUUUUUACCUCCUGUAGCAUUAAAAGCUUCUAUAUGUAUGUAUGAAUCCACUCUUCCAUAUAUGCUAGUAAGGUGGAAAAAUAUCAAUAAUAUUUCAAUAAAAAGAUUGGAUUCAAUCAUUCAAUUGGUUCUUAGUAUUCCAUUUUAUCGCUAUUAUGAUAAUGAGCAUGAAUUAGUUAAUGUCUGUUCCUCAUCAUUAUUAUCAAUAGAUUCAAAUUUGGCGAGUGAGAUUACAAUUUAUAAUAAAUUAUAUCUUCCCUUUUCAUCUAAUAAUGGUAGACGUAUUUUAGGAUUUUCAAAUGAUAAUUUUAUUAAGAAGUAUACAAGCAUGGACAAUCAGAAUUUUGAUGAUCAGUUAUUAAAUGAAUCCUAUGAUAAUUACUCCGAUCAAAAACAUUUUAAUUCAACAGGGGCAAAAAGGAAAACAAAUUUUAAGUCCUCUUAUAAAGGAGCUCAAAUAAUACACUCAAAAAUAUGUCGUAAGUUUUACAAUUGUUUACAAUAUACAAUAUCGGAUGAUAUAAAGGAGUAUUUAAAGGAUCAUACUAUUGUAAAUAGUCCUAAUGAAAACAAGAUUAUUAAGAGGUUUUACAAUAUUCCGGCACAAUUCCCUAAUACUUCUGUAUUUCGUACAGCUCAAAAUUCUAUUUCUUCGGAUUAUUUUAUAGCAUCUCUACAUGAAUUAAUAUAUGUUAAUUUAGAAAUGCCAUUUUUACCAUUUCCUGGUUAUAACAUUCGCUACUUAUUGAGAGUAUUAUACUUUGCAGGAAGACUUGGAGUAAUUAUACCUGUUGGAAUUGCUUUAAAGAUGCUCUAUGAGUUGGGGAACAUAUCACAACAGUCAAUUCUUCUCAAGAGAGCUUAUUGCCUAGUAAGUCUUGAAAAAAUAGUUUCCUACAAAUUUGCAGAGGUAAUUUGUACAGAGGCCUAUAUGCCCUUGCAGGAACCGUUUCAAAGAUCCUUAGUUUUAGGAAAAGCUAUAGAUAUCAUUCAUAAGAUUGGAUCUUCAUCAACUGCUCCUCCUACUAGACCUGAAGCACUUAUUUUGGACUUAGAAAAAUCAAGUAUAUUAGAGCCUGAAAAGCUAGAAUUUCCUUCUUUUAUUCAGUUCGAAGUUCCUCAGGAUAGAUGGCGAUUAUACAGGGCUAUAGCAAUCCAACUUUACGGUUCCUACAUUAUUUCAGAUAAGAGUGCAAUAUCAAGUGUUGUAUCAGUUAUUUAUGCCUCAGUUUUAAGUUUUAUUAGAUGUUUUUGGGAUGAAUUUUCUCUUUUGUAUAUAGAAAGUGGUGUUUUAGAUCCUGAGCUCCAUUUUAGUCUGCUUGAAAAUGGUGCAAAAAAUCCAGGGAUAAUUGAGUUAAUUGCAACUUCUCGUGUGUAUAAAGUACCUAUAGCAAUAUAUACUAAGAAAAUUACCCCUAAUCGGAAAAUUGAAUUUUUAUUAGAAAAGGAACUUACAGAGAAGGUCCAGAAUCUUAGUAGUAUUAAUUUUCAAGACCCUUUAAUAAAUCAUAAUUCUUUUUUUAAAGUUCCAAAUGAUGGUAAAGUACUGGUUUAUCGUUGCAUUCGUUUAUUGGUUUCUAAUCCUACUUCAGAGAGCUUCUUUGAAAAUAUUUUCUCAAAGAAUAAACCUAAAAGCUCAAAAAACAGAAAUCAAAUUGAUUUAGAAGCUUCUUGGGGAUGGGAUGCUUUAAUCCCACUAUUUGAUCAAAGAAUAUCUCAACAAUUAGUUAAUGAGGAUCGGGGAGUUAAAGUAUUUUAUAAAUCUGUGAACAAGGAAGAUGGAAUUUAUACUCUUGAAUCUGAGUUAUCAAAAAUUUCGACAUCUCAAAAAUAUAAAAGUGAAGAAUCUCCUUUCCAAAAAGAUAACUCCAAAGAGGAUUUGGAAAUUGGGAAGAUAUUGCGAGUAUCUUCAAAUUUUAGCUAUAUUGAGGCUUUCGAUAGUACUAUAAACCAAAAUAAGAACUUAAGGAAGCCUAGGCUUAAAGAAGGGAUGAAUAUAGUUCCUAAGGUGUAUAAUGAAUUUGAUUCAAUAAAUGACAGUAAUAAUAAAUACCUUCAUGGUCAUUUAUUUGUAGUAGUUCAGCCUAUUAUCCCUUAUAUUCAAGUUGGUAUGUAUGAGAGUAAAAUUUACUACGAUGAAAUUUACCCUAAUAACCCUUUACUUGAAUGGGAAACUCUUGCAGAACGUAUAGAUUUGGCAUAUUUACAAGAUGUUUUAUAUGAAUAUAAAACUUUUCAUAGUCCUCUACCUUUCAACCUAUCUAGUUGGAAGCCUCCAAAGGAGUACCUAAGUACUAAAAAAGGUCUUCAAGAAAAAAGAGUAGUUACCACUUCUUUUAAAAGUCCUAAUGAGAAUUUAGUUUUUCCCUUAUCAGGUUUCCCUACAAGUGAGCCAGAAUCCAAUUUCAUCUCACUUAAGGGUAGCCCUCCAACUCCAAAUAUUUUGUAUAAUAAAGAGCAAAAGAAUCCUUUAAAUUUGAAGAUAUUAUUUACAUUAGCUAGAGAAGUCUGGAUGCUCCCACUAGGAUCUAUAUCCAAGACUCUAUACUGCUAUAGUAAGAAAGUCUUUUCAUAUCUCAAAAAUCCAGAUCCGAAGCGGAUUCCUUUGAUGCUUCUUUAUGAUCGUUUAAUAUCAACUGUAACUUCUUUGCUACCUACUAUAGAUAAUUCAAUUAAAAGUUUGAGACCUAUUCCAUUUUUAUUAACAGUGUGUGAGAUGACACUUAUGGAUCCUAUUGAACUAGAACCAUUUCUUGUAAUCUCAAAUGAGGACUUAAUACCUAUUGGAACAGGUUUAGAAUCUCCAAGAGUUUUAUUAAAUAUGUACGGAAAAGUUUUACAAAUUCAGAAGAUUUGUGGAUCUUUUACUAAAUGUUUAAAAUCUCCUAAUAUUAAAUACAAAUUCAAAGAGAUUCUUCAGUUAGAUAGCAAAGCUAAUAGAUUAAAUCCUAAGAUGCCUAGCAAUCAACAAUUAUUUGAUAUCCAGGAAUUAGUUCCAAAAUUCCCUGAAAUAUUGCCUAUUGUAAAAAAUUUAUUCAGAUUUAUCCAUUACUUAGGGCGCAGAGGUGUAGAACUCCCAAAACCAGCACUAAUUCAGAUUGCAAAGGAGAUGGCAAUAAUGAUGCAUUCGGUAUCGCCAUUUAUGUGGAGAUCGAAAAAUUUUGAUUCAAAUUCUAAGGAUUCCACGUCAAAAAAAAAGGGAGAUGGUCCACGUGAUCAACUAGAGCUGGAUGAGAAUUUCCCUUUUAUACCAAUUUAUGAUGAGGUAUAUUGGUCAAAAUAUGAUAAGGAAUUGCUAUUGCAUGUAUGUGUAGCUAUAAUUACAACUCGUAGAAUUACGACUUACCCUGCAUCAAUAGUCACUUGUCAUUAUGCUUUUCAAAGACUUCCAGUAUCUCCGUAUAAUAUCGAGAAAUCCAUUCCAGAUGAGUCUGAUUUAGAAGUUGAUGAGAAAAUUGCUACAAAAGUUGUUCUAUUUUAUCUUGGUGACUUCAUUAAAGAUCCAAUUGAAUUUCUAACUUCUAAAAACAAAAUAGCCCAAGAUCCAAUUGAGAAACUAUAUACACAGUACUAUAUAGAUUUUAAAGAGAGUAUGAAUCUACCAUAUUCUAAUAGCAAAAUACACAACUAUUACGAAGAUAUAGAUAAGAUCCUCAAAUCUUUCCAAUCUGAAUCCUUAUAUACAGAAAUAGUUAAAAAUAUGUUUGUAACCUAUGAUAACUUUUUGGCUAGCAUUCAAAGAAAUGCUAAUGAAUUUAGUAAUUUAGAAGUAGAAUUUAAUCGCAACCAAUAUAAAACAGAUAGUUCUGGAAUUUGGUAUCUGAAUACUGGAAAGGGGAAUUCAGAAACUUUUAAAGGGGCAUCUAGGAGUGAUAACUUUAAAACUCCUCAGAAUCAGAAUAUGUUUGAACAACUUCAGAAAUUUCAGAAAUCCAAUAAUGAGAAAUUUUAUGAUUUUUGGGGGUAUCAACCAAAUUCUUAUAAUCGUGAUUUAGGAAUUGUUGGAGGUAGUGGUGAUGAAGAUAUAUUUAAAACUAUGGCUAUACUCUUGUAUGGUUCGAGCAAAUUUUCAACACUUAUAAAAUCUACCUAUAAUUCGAUUAUAGCUCUAAUUAUUGAAAUAUGUAGAUUACGCCAAGAAAUAUUAGCUAAAUAUAGUGAGGAUAUGGCUGAUAUUGAAGUAAAUGGUGUAGAUUCUGAAAUUACCUCUUUCAGUUUUUCUCAAUGUGAUACAAAUGAGAGUUCAAACUUGAAAAGUCCCAAUAAAGAUUUUGAUGAUAUCAAUAUAUUUAACGUUUUACAAAUAACUUACAAAAUCCCAAUACUAGUCUAUGAUUUAUAUGACAAACUGGAUACAAUUCAAAGCGCAGAAAUCAAUAAUAAUUUAUAUAAACAAUAUAACUUCCAAACCUUGUGCUUAGCCUUAAGAAUUGCAAGAAACAGAUCUUCAGCAAACCAAAAAAUUAUUUCAUAUAGGCCUCUUAUUCAAAAGGUAACUGUUGACCAAUAUGAUGAGUUAAAAUCUGGAACUGGACCCAUUCCGCUGAAUGUGAUACUUUUAAAUAUUAGGUCCAUUAGGAAACCUGAUGAAUAUGGUAAAAGACCUUUAAACAGACCUAAAACAACUUUUGAUACAGCUAUAGAGUUAUAUAGGUUAAAUCAAGUUUCAAGAAGUGAUAAGAAAGAUAUCAGUAAAAAUUUUAUGGAUAUCUCAAAAGAAACUAGAAGAGUCCAAAGGAAUUAUCAAGAACCUAAAUUUAAAGAUUCAGAAAAUUUAAAUGAGAGAUAUAAAGAAUCUAGCCAAUAUUCUAAUCUUAAAGAUCAGGUGUUUAAACCUCUGUUAAGACGAACUCUUCCAUCUGUUCCAGGUGAGGUGGAGGGUCGAAGAACUUUAGAGUUCAUAAAAAUUACAACGGCUUUAAUGGAUUUACUGAGAAAGCCAGUUGCCUCUUUUCCAGACAAAGAAGUAGAAAGAAAUAUCGUUAAAAUCUUCACAGGUCAAAUUAUGGAUAAUGAAUCAAAGGAGUUGUUAUUUUCUAAAUAUGGAAUGAAGUUUGAUGAAAUAUCUAGCAAUUUUGAAUAUCUUUCAGUUAGUGAGAAGGAAAAUAUAACAACACAAUGUAAAUAUAGUAUAAUACAUGGUAAAAGGGGGAAUAUAGUCAUACCUUCAAAUAUUGCAGUUAAUAUCAAUUCUUUAAAAUUUAUUGCAGAGUAUCUUAAAGAAGUUGUGAAAGUUCCUGUUUCCCUUUCUUAUCUUAGCUCUACUAUAGGAUGUUUUUUUGAAAGUGAAAGCAUUAAAGCAUUAACAAAAACACAUUGGUAUGAUCAAGUAAAAGAGGCAAUUCAGAGAAUUACUAUGUCAAUUUUUGGUAAUAUAUAUAUAUAUUGGAGUAAUUUUAAGUUUAAUUUCCAAUCUAAAGCUAUUAAUGUUAUGCAUACAUGUAAACUCAAAUUAAAUGACAAAUUUUCUAUUAUUAAACAUAAAAUGCUUGAAAAAUAA